Sorghum bicolor (sorghum) is the source of this 987-nucleotide messenger RNA. RefSeq names its product Werner Syndrome-like exonuclease. Gene Ontology annotation, cellular component: cytoplasm; nucleus. Bases 84 to 803 code for a protein of 239 amino acids. The record is from RefSeq and is a predicted model, not a curated record. Gene Ontology annotation, biological process: nucleobase-containing compound metabolic process. Lineage: Eukaryota; Viridiplantae; Streptophyta; Magnoliopsida; Poales; Poaceae. Gene Ontology annotation, molecular function: nucleic acid binding; 3'-5' exonuclease activity. The transcript has a single exon.
AUCCUAUUUGCCCGGCACACAGUUGUCUAAGAGACGACAACAGCGCACGCAACGCCGCAAGCAGGUCCUCCGGGCCGGGCUCAAUGAAGAAGGCCACGUUCGCGUACGACACCGACGUCGUCAUGCCCGUGGACGACGGCACCACCGCCGUAGUGAUCCACACGACCGUCACGAACUCAGGCGACGCCGUGAAGAGCUUCCUCCGAGAGAUCCGCAGGACCACCGGCGCCGGCGGCAAGAACGAGCCCCCCCUCAUCGUGGGCCUCGACACCGAGUGGCGCGUCGUCGUCUCCCACGACGACGGGUACCGCGACAACAGGAUGGCGGUCCUGCAGCUCUGCGUAGGCCACCGCUGCCUCGUCUUCCAGACCGUGCACGCCGACUACGUCCCGGCCGCGCUGAGGGCCUUCCUCGCCAACCCGGACCACCGCUUCGUCGGCGUCUCGGUCGACGGCGACGUCGAGCGCCUGUACUGCGACUGCAAGAUCCUCGUCGCCACCCCCGUGGACCUGAGGCACGUCGCGGCGGAGGUGCUGUCCCGGCCGGAGCUCCGCAGGGCGGGGCUCAAGGCCCUCGUGCGCGAGGUGAUGGGCGUGGUCAUGGAGAAGCCCAAGCACGUGACCAUGAGCAGGUGGAGCCGCAGGCCCCUGUCGCCGGAGCAGGUCCGGUACGCCGCCAUCGACGCCUUCGUGUCCUACGAGGUUGGCCGCCUGCUGCUCACCAGCCAGCGCGCGUUGGAACUAGAAGAUGCGGCCGGCGCCGCUGGAACGAUCUCGCCGUUCGUGUGCUUCGAGUUGCCGUAAAUAAUUUAAGCUGAUUGAAAAGAUGUGUUGUUCAGUUUUUCUCAUAGCUAGCACUAGCAGCGCCUGCUGUUGCGCUGGCAAAGAUUGUUAGAGAGUCAGCCGAGCGUUUUGCGACCAGAAUUAAAUUGUACGUUUUGAUUCACGUUUACUUAUUUCGUUGAUUUGAAGGGAAUUUGGAUUUUUU